This is a messenger RNA of Epinephelus lanceolatus (giant grouper), 2241 nucleotides long. It is a transcript of the gene ngfb, whose product is annotated as nerve growth factor b (beta polypeptide). The record is from RefSeq and is a predicted model, not a curated record. Lineage: Eukaryota; Metazoa; Chordata; Actinopteri; Perciformes; Serranidae. Gene Ontology annotation, biological process: neuron projection morphogenesis; nerve development; positive regulation of peptidyl-serine phosphorylation. Gene Ontology annotation, molecular function: growth factor activity; nerve growth factor receptor binding. Gene Ontology annotation, cellular component: dendrite; synaptic vesicle; axon.
UUUAUGAGCCGGGUGAGACGCUUUUCUCUGCUUGUCUCUCAACAGAGUGGAGGCAGAGGAGGGCAGAGGUCUGCGUGCUGGAUGGGGGCCACAGCCAGGCCUGAUGGCAGGAGCCCAGAACACAGUGAGCUCUAAUCACAUCCUCUAGAAGCCGCUGAGGUGUUACAGUUCACGUGGAGAUACUGAAAGGUUGUGUGCCCAUGAGGUCGUCCAUGCUGGUCCUGUUCCUCCUCUUCAGUGCCCAGGCUGUGGCCGCCAUCGGAGGAGCAGCACAGCAGCAGGCUCCAGGCAACAACCCCAGCUCCAUCCCCACAGUGGACCCCAAACUCUUCACCAAGCGCCGCUACCUCUCACCCCGGGUGCUCUUCAGCGCUCAGCCGCCUGAUGCAGAGCCGGCGGAGUCACAGGGUGGCAGCAAAAGGACCCGCAGACGAGCGGGGCAGUCUCAGCACCGUGGAGUUUACUCAGUGUGUGAGAGCAUCAGCGUCUGGGUGGGCAACAAGACCAAAGCCACGGACAUCUCAGGCAACGAGGUGACAGUGCUGCCGGACGUUAAUAUCAACAAUGUCAACAAGAAGCAGUACUUCUUUGAGACGACGUGUCACAGCGCCCGCUCGGGCAACUCUGGCUGUUUGGGGAUCGAUGCCAGACACUGGAACUCCUACUGCACCAACUCACACACUUUUGUACGAGCGCUGACUUCCUUUAAGAACCUGGUGGCGUGGAGGCUCAUACGCAUCAAUGUGGCCUGUGUGUGUGUGCUGAGCCGCAAGUCAUGGCGGCAGUGAAGACUUUCUACGCACAUCACAGGAUCACACACUCAAAUAAUACUGACAUACUCAUCACCAAAGACUUGUCACCCUCUGCACAAAGUAAAUUAUUGGUAUAUGUCAAAGUAUCAGGACUGCAUGUAUAAACACCAGGCCUGGGUCAAACAGUAUCCGUCUGUAGCUGUUGUUUGUACCUGUUCAGGUGUAACAGUCGUUAAAGGGGUUGUUGCUGUGUCACUUAUCACCUGACUGUCUUAGCUGUGGUUUGUAACAGCUUGCAGAGGUUUAAAACUUAGCUAUCAAACAUCUAAGAAUUAGUCUCAGAGGGAAACUCCACAGAGAGUCUGUUUUCAGCACGAUUGCAAAUGUGGAAAAAGCCUUUUGUGGCUCCAAAGGUAGCUGAUAAAUCGCCUCAAGUGAUGUCACUUGAGUCAGAGCUGAAGUCGACAAGUUUGAAAUGUAAAAAAAUAUGGAUGUAUGGAGAGAAAUGUGACCUCUGCAGCCCGUUCCUUAUCUCUAGUUGAGUUUAGCAGUUCAAGGCUGCAUAAGUGUUGCAUCGUAAUGUAGGCAACAGAUUUUGAUAAGGAAGAAGAAUAUAUGGCAUAAAAAAGAAGAUAUCUCUUUCUGCUGCAUCGACUUCAGUCCUUUUUUUUUGUAAUGUUAUUCUUUUAAGAAAGCCCUAAAAGCUAAUCUAGGGGACUUGCAGUUGUUCGCUGAGUGUGAGGAGUAGGACACAUUUACUAAGCUACCUACUCUAAUUCACAGCGAAGUAUAAGAGUAAACUUUAAGAGCAACUUUUAAGUGAUUGUGCGAAAUCCUUCAUAUCUGCAACAGCAAUUUCCCUGUGAAGUAACAACAAACUAAUAGGCAUAUUCCCCGAUCAGCCACAAUAAUAAAUCAGUGACAGGGGAAGUGAAAAACAUUGAUCUUUUCAUUACAAUGCAACAACCUGGCAGCCAUGUGGAUGCCACUUGACACGUCCAAACCACCAAAACCCUGUUGCAGACCAAGUUCAAUCCGUCAUGGCAACAGCAUUACCAAUAGCAGUGACCACCCCUGCAGGAAAAUGCGCCACGCCACUUGGCAAGAACUGCUCAGGAGCAAUGUGACAAGUAGCCUAAGACGUCACCCUGGCCUCCAAUUCCCCAGAUCCCAAUUCAAUUGAGGAUCCACGAGAUGUGCACAUACCCCAAGGAUCCUGUGUCAGAGCCACUUCCGAUCCACAGAGGGGCCUCUGACCUGUCGCGGCAUGGACACAGGAUCUCUGAGGUUGUCCUGAGGUGUCUGGCACCAAGGCGUUGGUAGGGGAUCCUUUCAGGCCUGUGGCCUACAACAUGGGGUACCAGCAUAUCCCACGGACGCUUGAUUGGAUUAGGAUCAGAGGAGCUGGAGGCCAGAAUGACGCCUUACACUCUAUUGCCCCUUUUACACUGCCAGAUUUUCCGCGAAUGUUGGGCCGUUUUGCCGGCAA